AUGCAGCCGCUGGAAUCGGUGACAUUUGAAGAUGUAGCUGUUGUCUUCACCCAGGAAGAGUGGGCCCUGCUGGACAUACCCCAGAGAAAGCUGUACAAAGAUGUGAUGCUAGAGAACAUUAGACACCUGGUCUUUCUGGGUGGGGAAAGUGCCAUUCAAAAUGAAGAAAUAACAUCCACACAAUGUACCAGUGGAAAGGACACAUUUACAGUCAUGCAACUGCAGAAAUUUCACACUGAAGAGGAUCCCUAUGAAUAUAAUGAUUUGGGAGAUUUUACCCAUAGCUCCACAAUGUCUCAGCAUGUGUUAAGCAAUAUGGAAAAGAAACCCUGUAUCAGCAAACAAUGUCAAAAAUCCUUUAGUGACCAGUCAUGCAUUAAUCAACAUAAGCAACUUUACACCAGAGUUAAAUCAUAUGAGUGUCAUCUAUGUGGGAAAACCUUUAGUAAUUGCUCUAGCCUUAGAAGACAUGAGAUGACUCACACUGGAGAGAAACCAUACGAAUGCCACAUCUGUGGGAAUGCCUUUAUUCAGAGCUCUGACCUUAGAAAACAUAGUCUCACUCAUACUGGAGAGAAACCAUAUGAAUGUCAUAUAUGUAGGAAAGCCUUCAGUCAGUCGUCUAACCUCAGACAGCACCAAAGGACACACACUGGAGAACAACCGUAUGAGUGUUGUCAGUGUGGGAAAGCCUUCAGUAAAUGUUCUGCCCUGAGACGACAUGAGAGAACUCACACUGGAGAGAAACCUUAUGGAUGUCAUCUGUGUGGGAAAGCUUUCAGUCAGUGCUCUGCUCUUAGACGACAUGAAAGGACCCACAAUGGAGAGAAAAUUAUGAAUGCCUUCAGUAAAUAUUCUGACCUGAGAUAA
Molecule: messenger RNA, 870 nt
Organism: Pipistrellus nathusii (Nathusius's pipistrelle)
Lineage: Eukaryota; Metazoa; Chordata; Mammalia; Chiroptera; Vespertilionidae
Source: the annotation of a GenBank genome assembly